Messenger RNA from Monomorium pharaonis (pharaoh ant), 5067 nucleotides. It is a transcript of the gene Blm, whose product is annotated as Bloom syndrome protein homolog. The record is from RefSeq and is a predicted model, not a curated record. Lineage: Eukaryota; Metazoa; Arthropoda; Insecta; Hymenoptera; Formicidae. Gene Ontology annotation, biological process: DNA replication; double-strand break repair via homologous recombination. Gene Ontology annotation, molecular function: four-way junction helicase activity; ATP binding; nucleic acid binding. The transcript is spliced from 16 exons. Bases 645 to 4820 code for a protein of 1391 amino acids. Gene Ontology annotation, cellular component: cytoplasm; chromosome; nucleus.
UUGGAUAUCGUUCAUCGCUUGUCGCUUAUCGCGUCUAGUGUGCGAGAGCCAUUAGAAAAUUCGAACUUCUUCAGCGUCGACGCAGCGUUGACGCGCGUCAACUGACGCCCAUGAAAUAGCACCUUUAUACAAUUAUUGGUUUUCGCAUUUUUUACGAUAAAGCUUCGACAGUUGUUAUUAAACGUAAACGUGUCUGGGUCGGAUAUCCACCAGGGGAACUCUAAGAAGAAGAAGAAAAUAACGCAAACUUAAAUUUUGGUACUGUGAACCUCUGUUUGGGUCGGAUAUCCAAUUGGGGAAUUCGAAGAACGUAAACGUUUCACGUUUACGAUUACUUUCUAAUCUUUGCAUGUUGCACAUUAGUACAUUUAUACCGGAAUGUAUUGUAUACCUCGAUUCUGCGUGUAGCACAAUAUUAUUGCUUUUCAAGAAAUUAAUGCAUCGAAUUGUCAAGUUUUUUUUACAUGUAGAUAUACAGACAAGCGACAUUAUAUUCUAGUUUAACUUUCAAUGCUCAAUUAACAUAAGGCAAGUUAAGCGUGUAUACGAAUGCCAAAAAAUGUCAAGGUAUCAAGGUUCUAUUAGGAAACACAUGAGUGAGAGAUACUUUAGCAAACUAUAAUUGCCUAAAACUUGAGCUAACAAUGUCAAAAAAGAUGGUGUUUGGUCAAAAAAGUAGCCAAUCUACGAUAGUGGGAUUUUUGGCAAAGACAACUAAUAAAAACACUAGGAAAUUGAAAUCAGUGACAGAUGAGAAAACUGAUUUAAAUAAUGAACAAUUGUCCAAUAAUUCCUGUCUUGAUAAACAAAGGUUAGCUGGAGACUCGGUAACAAUAGAUGCGAUAAUAAAUCUGGAUAACUCAGACAGUUCAGAUUCGUACAAGAGCCCACUUAAAGUACAACUAAAUACAGUUUGUAAUACAACGGAAUUGUAUCAUGUUAAAAGCCCAACAGAGAAAAAAGAUGAAAUUGAAAAAGAAUUUGGAUUUUCAAAGUUAUUGCGAAAGAACAGCAACUCUCUGAAAACUUGUGUUAUUUCUGAAUCUUCUGAUAGUGAGAAAGAUGAAAAUAAUGUGAGAAGAUGCUUGCGUUUAAAUCCAAAUAAAUUGGAAAUGAAAGAUGAGGAAAAGCAAGCUGUCAUUUCACAAAUGUAUAAGUAUGAUAAAUACAACAGUGAAGAUUUUCCUUCUUCUAGUGGUGCAACAUUGUUAGAGGAAAAUAGGCAAAAGAAAAUAGAACUUGAUGAUGACAAUGACAUAAUACCUAAGAGUACAAAAGAUGAACAAUUAUGGACUCCUAAAAAAAACAAUGUAACAUCUAAUAAAAAAGAGAAAAAUAUUGGAAUUUCAGAAUCUGAUAUCGAUAGUCCUAACUCGAAGUAUAAUGAUGACAGAUCACCAAGAAAAAAUUGGGGAGGAGUUGGUCCUGAUAUUAAAUUGAAUUUGAAAGAUUUAGGUUUAAAUAAACAAUUAGGUUCAUGGGUUGAAUUCAUUCAACAGAAACCAAUAAUGUCCACAAUUCCUGUUACAAAGAACAAGUUGCUUGAGAGACAACAAGAUUUAAAGGAACUUCAAAUUGAAGUUCUUGACAAAUUUUGUAUCGCUCUUGAAUUAAUUCCAUUACCAAUACUGGAACAAUUUCCAAAAUUUGAUCGAGACUCUUUCAAAAAGUUGCAAGGUCUGCAUCGACAUAUAAAAGCUAAGUUACGUUUAAUACAAACAAAGUUAUCAAAGUUACCAAAAGAAGAUGAAAAGAAUAUAUCCCAGUCUCCAGAGACACCUGGAUCUGCAUCGUCAAAAUCUACUACAACACCAAUUUCAUGCAUGUCUGAGAGUCACUUAACAAAUGAUAAUGACUUUGACUAUAACUAUGGCAAUAAUAAUGACAAUUUUGAUGUCUCAUGUACUUCAGUAUUCAAAAUGACAACAGACUUUCGUCGAGACUUGGCAAAUGUAAUGGAAUCUUAUGCAACAAAUGUAAAGAAGCACAAUAAUAUGGAAUCUGUGUCACCAGUUAAGUCACCUGAAAUCAUGGUUCAAAACAAGAAGAGUACUUUUCAAUUGAAAAGACCUAUCAAAACAAUAUUGAACACUCAAGUUUCAAAGACAAUAGCAGAAAUGUGGGAAAAGGACCAACAAAUAUCUAAGACAGUGAAUUCUUCAGUGGAUUUUGAUUGUGUUUUCGCAAAUGAUACAUUUAAUGAUAGUAUUAAAACGCCGUCAAGUAAUGAAAAAAAUAGUCUUAGUUUAAAAAGAAAUACUAUCUCGGAUAGUCCAGAUAGUCCAGAUAACAAGAUUAAUGCAAAUAGAACUCAAGGUACCUGUCAAAGAAUUACUGCAAAAGUUGAAACCUUAACACAACAGUUGGAAGAAUUUCCAGCUUUAGAAGAAAAUUGUAAUAUAGAUAUAAGUGACGAUUUGACAGAUUGGCCACAAAGUAAUAUGGCACAGAGUAGGAAGUGCAUCGAUGACAAAGCUUACUUAAAAUGUGAAAAAAAUAGCAUAGAAUAUGGAAAAUUUACUGGAAAUUAUAAGAACGAUGGUAUUAGUGGGGAAUUUGAUAGUUUAACAUAUCCACAUUCGCAAGAAAUGUUACAGGUAUUUCGACAGAGAUUCGGUUUAUAUACUUUCAGAUCAAAUCAAUUGCAAGCUAUUAAUGCAACACUUUUGAGGUUUGAUUGUUUCGUUUUGAUGCCGACUGGAGGUGGAAAGUCUCUUUGUUAUCAGUUACCUGCUCUUUUAAAUGUCGGAUUAACAGUUGUUAUUUCACCAUUGAAAAGUCUUAUUUUGGACCAAGUUCAAAAACUGAUCUCACUCGAUAUUCCUGCGGCACAUUUAUCCAGUUCUAUAACAGACAAUCAAGCAGAGGCGAUAUAUAGGGAACUUUCCAAAAAAGAACCUGCUCUCAAAAUAAUAUAUGUAACACCAGAGAAAAUUUCCGCCUCGCAAAAAUUUUGUAAUACUUUAACUAUUUUGUAUGAGAGAGAAUUAUUGGCAAGGUUUGUUAUUGACGAGGCACAUUGCGUUAGUCAAUGGGGUCAUGAUUUUAGACCAGAUUAUAAAAGAUUAAGAUGUCUCAGAGACAAUUAUCCUAAAGUGCCAACAAUGGCUCUAACUGCAACAGCUACACCGCGUGUUAGAACAGAUAUUUUGCAUCAAUUGGGUAUGACUAAUCCAAAAUGGUUUAUGUCGAGUUUUAAUAGACCUAAUUUGAGAUACAGCAUAAUAUCGAAGAAAGCGAAAAAUUGUUCCGAUGAAGUCGUCGCUAUGAUAAUGACAAAAUUUAAGAACACUUGCGGCAUUGUAUAUUGCUUAUCACGUAAAGAUUGCGACGAUUACUCUGCACAUAUGAAAAAAAAUGGCAUUAAAGCAUUGAGUUAUCAUGCAGGACUUACAGAUGGUCAAAGAAGCAGUUGUCAAGGAAAAUGGAUUUCCGAUGAAGUACACGUUAUAUGCGCGACUGUAGCUUUUGGAAUGGGGAUUGAUAAACCAAACGUGCGCUUUGUGAUACAUGCAGCCUUGCCAAAGUCCAUAGAAGGCUAUUAUCAGGAAAGUGGUCGUGCUGGUCGUGAUGGCGAAAUAGCAGACUGCAUUUUAUUUUAUCAUUAUGCAGAUAUGCAUCGAAUUAGAAAAAUGAUUGAAUUAGAUAAUCCAAAUCCACAAGUCAUUAGUACACAUAUGGAUAAUUUGUUUAAAAUGGUAGCAUUUUGUGAAAAUACUACAGAUUGUCGUAGAUCGUUACAGCUUAAUUAUUUUGGAGAGAUAUUUGAUAGGCAACAAUGUAUCGCGAAUAAGAUAACUGCAUGUGAUAAUUGCAGAUGCAAGGGCGAGAUUACGAUGUUGGACGUUACUGAAGAUGCAAAAGAGAUUAUGAAAGCUGUGAGAGAUAUUAACAAUAAAAAGAAUUGCAAACUUACACUAGUAUUCUUAACAGAUAUUUUUAAAGGCAGUGAUCUGAAAAAGAUUAGAGAAUCAGGUCUUACGAAACAUCCUUUAUAUGGUCGUGGUAAAUCGUGGAACAAAAGUGACAUAGAACGCCUUUUACAUUACAUGGUAUUGCAAGAAUAUUUACAAGAAAAUAUGUAUAUUAAUAAUGAAAUUGCUUGCGCAUAUGUAAAAAUUGGACCAAAAGCGAGCGAACUUAUGACAAAAAAAGAUGUAAAGGUACAGAUACCAACGAGGCAAUCGAAUAAAUCUACGAGUGGUGUGGCUACAGUUUCAACAGUUACGAAAAAAGUCGAUGGUAUUAUAAAAGAAUUGCAAGAUCGUUGCUACACGGAAUUGAUGACGAUAAUAAGGGGAAUCGCUGGCGCAUUGGAUGUUUCUGCUUCUUCUAUUAUGAAUAUGGUAGCUGUCAGAGCUAUGAGUCAACGUUUACCAGAAACUGAAGAAGCCAUGUUACAAAUACCACACGUCACCAAGGCUAACUUUGUCAAAUAUGGCAAAGCUCUUUUAAACAUUACGCAGAAAUAUGCGGCAGAAAAAACUGGACUGCUAAAUGAAAAUGAUGAAGAUCAGAAUAGCGAUGACAGUAAUGAUAACACCUGGAAUGACAAUAAUUCAAACUACUCUUAUAGUAGUAAUAAUAGUAGCAGUCGUGGCAAGAAACGAAAGAUUGGCAAUAGAUCUAACAGUACUAGUAAUAAAAAGUAUAAAAGAGGUGGCUCGAGUGCAUGGAAAGGAAAAGGUCGUCAGAGUGUGCCAAAAAGCUCAAAAGGUCCAAAAUAUAAUACAACUACAAAAAAGGUAGUAGGACUCGCAAGUUUCAGCCAAACAAAACAAUAUCUCGCAAAUCCCAAUAGAUACAUGAACAUUGCUUAAUUUUUUUUUCUGUUUAUUAUAAUUAUAAAUUAUUUACAGCGUUUGCUAUAUAUAAUGUAUAGACACAAUAUCGGUACAUAUCUUGGGAUACACGGUAUCCAAAGUUUUCUGUAUGGCGUUUUAGUCAUUUUAUUACAUAAAACAAUUUGAUACACAAAUAUUGCAAAAUUAUAUGAAUUCUAAAUGGUUAUCAAACAUGUAUGUAAAAUGUAACUUUUGUAAUAAAAUAUUUUUUAUACGUGAGAAA